UGCGAUUUUCGAUUUUGUUCGUUCGCUGCUGCAUUUCACAUUCGCGUUUGAGCCGUUGUCAUCAUCCUCGUUCUGCGGUGCCCUCAGCCAUAGCACCAGUAUCAGCAUUGCAUUCGCUUUCCUCCCCAAGGCAACCACAGCAACGCCUUCGUCCCCGUGCCCAUUCGAGUGCCGUUCCAGCCAGCCCCUUGCUUGCCAGCCUUCCUGCUUGCCUGACCUCCAGCCUUCCUGCCAGUGCGAGCCCCUGCUUUAUCAGGAAAACCAAAAAACAGACUUCUGACGAAUUCUGACUAAGCACAGCGCGAGUUCAAACUCGGUGAAAUCGUCGAAAGAGCUUCCCAUACAUACAAAAGCAGUGGCUGCAGACACCGUCAUAUCCGCUUUCAACAAUUAGCGACCAGGGACGGCUCAGUGUGGAUACCCGACCCUGUAACCGGCCCAGGCAGGCCCCGGCCCCGCCCCAGGCGUGCAGCACCCUCAGCCCCAGCCCCAGCCCCAUCCACAGCCACAUCCUCAGGCACAGCCCACUGGCGAAGCUGUGCGGGGAACAAUAGAGAUGCAGUAUAGGCCACCAUGGGUUCGCAGACCUUGGAGAUACUGCGCCAAGGCGUGUGGGCCUCGCUGACCGGCGGCUACUUUUACGAUCCGCAUCAGGGCGUCUUCUGCAACGUCGUGCACCUGUAUCUCUGGCUGUAUCUGGUCUGUUCGCCCUUUGUGGCGUACUUGUAUUUCCCGAGCACUUGGCUGACAUGGUGCCUGUACUGCGUCAUCACCAGCCUCACCAUUCUGAUGGUGAAGCUGGCCAACCUGGCCCUGCAUCGGCUGUACGAUCGGGCUCAGACCAUGUCCGAAGUGAACCUGAAGAGCCAGUUCUUCAAGGUGACCAAGGAGACGGAGCCCCGGCAUGACGAUGAGGGUGGUAUCGAAAUGAAGGUAAUACGUCCCGGCGGCUCGCGCAUCUCCGUGGAACAGGCCAUCAAUGAAGCCAGCGAGGAGAACAGCAUCAUGUCCAUUGACAACGUGAACAGUAUCAUUGAUCUCAAGGUUGAUGUGCAUCGCAAGAACAGCUCCGAGUCCAUCGAGCUCAUGUUCUAUGCCCCAUCCAUGCUGUCCGGCGGUAGCCAGCAGGACCAGCAAUCUCUGGCCGGCUCCGCCAGCGUCACCAAAUCGAUACGGAGCGCGAGCGCCGCCACCAGUGCCGCAGCCCAGGCAGAUCUCUUUAGUAAAUACCUUACCGUCUAUCCCGAAGUGGUGGAGGCGGCCGGAAGUAGUGCCGGCAGCGCCGACGGUUGUGCCAGCAGCGGCGGUGACAGCAGCAGUAUGGUGCCACGAUCCGGAAGCGGAGCUGUAGCAUCAGCAGCUGGCGGAGGAGUCUCCGCGCCCACAAACAUCCGCACUGGACACCUCUCCCGCAAGUGCUCCGAGGUCUUCAGCCGACGCCAUCGACGUCGUCUGGAGCGCCAGAGCAGCCUGGAUGCCGCGGCAGCCGCCGCGACCAUCUCCCAUGACCAAAGGCUGAUGCGGAACCAGUCGGACACGAUAGCCACAGCUGCCCCCUCCUUUCUGCACUCGCAGCCGGCGGGCAAAGCCCGAGGUCAGGCCAAUGCCAGUUCCCGCCAACAUUUCAUUGCCAGCACACCGGCCGAAGGUGGAGAUGGAGACACCGCUACUGCCUCUGGGACGGCAUCUUCCUCCACAGCGGUGGUGGUGAUUGCCCCACACUCGAAUUCUGGCUCAAAUGCAGGGCGAUCGUCGCGCCUACAGCGGCACCGCAGCUCCGAGACCCACGACGAGCGCCUGAAGCACCAGAGCCGCGGCGGGCUCUUCCAGCCGAUCCUGCACCACCAGCAUCAGAACGCGGCCAGUAGCAUCGGAGCCCUGGCCGUGAUCGGCGGCAACAGUGGCCCCAACGACGUGGAGGACAUGGAGCUGGGGCUGGCCCGAAACUCGGGCAGCGGCGGAGUGUCCGACGCCUGCACCCGGGCCCUCCAAUCCUGGAUACUAGAUUCCUCGUCGGAUGUGUACCUGGAAGACGAUAGCUAUACCAAAUCGGAUCUGGGCAUCGAGCAGCCGCACCUGCCGACGUUCCGCCGCUCCCACCUGCACCAUCGGUACCACCACCAUCACCACCUGCACCACCACCUGGGCGGAGGGGCCAUUAUCCGCAAGGAUUCCACCAGCACCAUGUCGGCGCUCCAGCUGGCGGGUGCGGCUCCGCCUGAUCCCACUCGAGGAUCCACUGGAGGAGGAGUCGGAGGUGGCUCUGGCGGAGCUGCAGGUUUAUCUGGAUCUGCUGCGGUUAUGAAGGGACGACGACAUUCCAAUGCCACCAGCUACCAUCACAAGUACAGCGGCCAGGCCUCCAAGUCGGCUCUACUGUCGGGUGGAGGCCACUCGUCGACAGGAGCGGCUGCUGGAGUAGGAGGCAGUGGUGGUGGUGGGGGGCAGCAGACUGGCGGCGUAAGGAGAAUCAAAAGCACCGCCCUCGAAGUGCUCUGUCCGCAGCCGUCAGUGUCCAACCUCAGUCCGCAUCCCAACAGCGUGGAGGCCAUCUCGGGCCAGCAGCAGAUGCGGAAUCCCCUUCCACCGCCGAGCAAGAGCCUCGUCCGGAACCAGCAUCUGAACCUCUACACCUCCCAGGGCUAUGCGGACUCUAGCCACCCAUCGGGAGGAGGAGUUCCAGGAGGAGGAGCGCCAGGAGGAAGCACCUGCAGCAGUAUCUUCUUUGGCAGCUCAAGCGCUUGUGGAUCCACGACAGCACUCCUGUCUGUCGACCCCCCCGUAUACCCCAUAGUGGAGCAUUCGGAGAACGAGAAGAUAGGCCACGGGGGGCAGCCUGGUCCCCCUCAGCAGGAGAAUGGACAUGGGAAUGGGAGUGAGAAUGCCGAAUGCGAUGACGACGAGCUGGACGACGUGCCAAUUCGGCGACGGACCCGCGCACUUGGCUGCAGCCAGACCCACCGCAGCGCGGAGUCGGAUGUGGGUGGGAUCCUGGCCGACGACGAUGAUGAUGUUUUCAAGGACUUUGACGACAACCUGGAGCACAUACUCACUGAGUUGCAGCAGACCCACAGCCAGUUGGACGACCAUCUCAAGAGCUGCGACAUCUCUGCAGCCUCCUCCCACCACCAUCACGAUCACCACCAUUUCCACCGUAAACUGGCUUCAGCGGAGGGAUUGGGAUGUGGAGCAGGAGGAGGACCCGAAGCCACUGUAGGUGACGACGAAGACGAGGAGACGGAGACGGAGAACAACACGGGCUCCCGUUCGCCGCUACUCAGCGAGCGCAACCGGCAGCAGGCGACGCUGCGGGAGAUCGUGGCGGACAAGAUGCUGCGCCAAGAGCUCACCCAGUCGGGAGUGGGAAGUUCCGCCUCCGGAUGUGCGAUGUCGUUGGUGCAUCUACCGGCGGCUCAGGUACAUCCGGCCCAUCCAGUCGCCCAGCCCAUGCGCAGCGAGGCGGACUCGGGCUGCCCCUCCAGCGACUGCGAGCAGGUGAGUGCCAGCUCGAAGGACCAGCUGCUGGCCGGCAUGUGCAUGGAGCAUCAUCAGGAGAGUGUGCUGGAGCUGGACGAGGAGCAGCCGUGCACCUCAAAGAUGGCGGCCAAGAGUCUGGGGGCCAUACCCAAGGUCGUCAAGUACCGAGAGGUGGACGAGCUGCGACGCCGCCGCCUCGUGGGACUGGGAUCGGAGCAACAGGACGCAGCGGGCCCAGCGAUGGCUGGCAACGAACUGGCCCUGGUCAAGUCGCAGUCGAAGCUGCAAGCCGCCGCCUCUCGCAACUCCUCAUCAUCGAACUCGACGCACAGCAUCAGCCUGACGGACAGCCUCACGGCGGACAUCCACAAGAUGCUCUGGCUGAUGCACGGCGGGGCUGUCGACGAGCGCGGGCGGCCCAUUGCGGGCAUCGCCUCGGACGGCACCCCCAUUCCGGCCAGCAGCAGCCUCGUACCGCCGAACAUGUCCAGCGCCCACUUUCAGUUCUACCAGGACGCCAUCCAGGCCCUCCAGGGCACCUAUCCCGCGGCCAGCUCCAUAGAGCACAUGACCCACAUCGAGCGAGCCCUCGCGCGCGACAAACUGCGGCUGGACGCGAAGCUCAUGUGCGAACAGCUGGCGGCCGCCGCCGAGGCCAACUCCAACUCCAACACGCACUCGCACUCCCACUCGCAGGUGACCAACGCCUCCUCUACGUGCAGCUCGCAGCAACUGCCGCAGCCACAGCCUGGAACGACCCUAGGCAUGCUUAUGGGCGGCGGUCCCUCAUCGCGACACGCCUCCACCACCGCCUUUUCCGUGCAGGGCCUGAUCAACGUGAUCCGGAGCGAUGCACUUCAACAGCUGCACGACGCCGUGGCGGCCAAUGCCAGCCUCCACGAAGCCGCCUCCGGAGUAGUCGUAUCGGGCGGAGGAGGAGGAGGCGGCGGAGGUGGUGGUGUGCUCCAGGCCUUGGGUCUCGCGAACCACCCCAGCAACCAGAUCAGCCACAUCGGCCACAUGAGCCAGCCUAUUCUGAACGUGGACGGGCACUUUGCGCCGUACUGCGACUACUGGCGCCCCGCCUGCCUCCUGUCCGCGGCGGAGAAGCCGGCGGCCCCGAAGAGCUUCUACAAGUACCGCUUCAAUUGGUUCGGCCAGGAGCGGGAAUUCAAGAUCGCCAUGGACCGACUGGAGUUGCUAGCACUCUUUGACCGCGACCUCCACUGGCUGCACGUGCUCCUGGCCAGCGUGCUCUGUACUCUGGUGGCCUGCCUGGGGGCGGCCAUUCUCCAGCACGACCACUACAAGGAUCUCUGUGCCCUGCUCUUCUGCUCGGUGAUCGCCGGGGCCCAGUACUCGCUGGUGAAAAGCGUCCAGCCCGACGCGGCCUCGCCGGUGCACGGCUUCAACAAGACAGUAGCCUACUCCCGCGCCAUCUACUUUUGCCUUUGCGGGGGCCUGCUCCUGCUGCUAAAGCGCUUCGACACGGAUUACGCCGCGAGGCCGCCCGAUCGUUUGACCUUCUUUGGGGUCCACUACUCGCCCGCGGACCUGGUCGGACUGCUGCUGCAGACGCUGUAUAUCCUGCUGCUGUGCUUCCCCAUCAUCUUCUCGGUGGGGCUGUGCCCGCAAAUCAACACCUUCCUCAUGUACCUUCUGGAGCAGAUCGACAUGCAUGUCUUUGGCGGGAAUGCGGCCAGCAGUCUGCUUGGUUCCUUUCUUUGCGUCGUACGCUCUGUCCUGGCCUUGAUGCUCCUGUACGGACCCCUGUACGGUGCCUUGGACGAGCAGCGAGGCACCCAGUACAUCCUGUUCUCGAUAUUCUGCGCCAUGCUCAUUCCCCUGGGCUACCAUCUGUCGCGCUGCGCCAGCGACUUUAGCCACCUGUGGCGCCUCAUCAAGACCUGCAUCGUCAGCACGUACCGCGACGACGAUGACGAGGAGGAGGACGAGCUUAGUCAUGUCCACACUGCUGCUCCCACUGCCACCGCUGCAACCGCUGCCACCGCCAUCCAGCUGGCCAGUAGCACUCCCAAGCGGAAGAGGCAGCAAGCGGAUGACAGAGCAAAGGCAAAGGAGGAGCCGCCGCAGGAGCAGAUCGAGCUGGGCAUGCUUGAAAAGCAGCCGGAUGAGGAGCCGGAGCCGGAGCAGGAGCAGGAGCAGGAAAUGCAAAGCAAGUCGAAGGCCUCAUCACUGGGUAGCAGCCAGCAGAUUGCAAACAGCAGCAAGCGGCCCAUAACUGCUUCCAGUUCGUGUGCCUCAAUAGCACAAGGAGAGGCAGGAAACGAGGCGGAGGCAGAGGCAGAGGCAGAGCCAGAUGCUAAGACUGAGGUUCCUGGCGAAGGUCAGGCACUGGACAUGCUGACCACGCCCCAGCAUGAGCAUGAGAAUGAAAUGGGGGACUCCCACGAAACAAAGCUGGCCACCACAGAGGAGGCCGAGGACAAAAUGUCCUCAUCAUCGACCACCAAUCCCGUAGACAUGUCCACCCUGACCGCUGGGGCGGGCACCGGCAGGGAAGAUGAUGUAGAGGAUAAUGAUGGAAACCACCAGACGACCCAUGGCGAGGAGGGGUUGUCUAACCAGCAGCAUCAGCAACAGGAGCAGCAGCAACCCACCAACUGCACCACGGAGGCCAGCGACAGGAGCAGCAGCAGCCGAAGCAACAGCAGUGGGAGUGGCAGCGGGAACGACUUGCCCGAUCCGCUGCCCCGGAAACUGCAGGCGACGGUGACGACGCGACUGAAGAACGACCUGGUCGUGAUGACGCUGCUGGGGGUCAGUGUCCUGGGGCUGCACUGCAGCACCGUGUUCACCGUGCUCCAGCCAGACCUCAACGUGGUGCUGUACGUGUUCAUCGGAGUGCUGGGCUUCCUGCUACACUAUGCCGUCCCCCAGAUGCGCAAGCACAUGCCCUGGCUCUGCUUCGCCCGCCCCCUGCUCCGGCAGCGGGAGUUCGGCCAGUUCGAGGUGACCAAUGCCCCGAAGAUCAUGUGGUUCGAGAAGCUCUACGUCUACCUGAGUGUGCUCGAGCGGAACGUGCUCUUCCCCCUCCUGGCCAUCUCAUCAAUCACCGCCGACUCGCAGCUGAUUGUCGAGAAGUUCGGCCUGCCCUGGGGCACCCUUAUCGUCUCCAUCUGCGCCCUCAAGUUUGUGAGGAACGCGUACUCGGAUCCGACAAACCAGUACCUAAUCAUCAUCUUCACGGUACUAUUGUUCCGCAUCGACUUCGCUAUGGCCACAGAGACCUUCAUCAUCGACUACUUCUUCGUGUCGCUGGCCUUUCGCAAGUGCUGCGACUUUCUGCUAAAGCUCCAGUUCAUAGUCACUUACAUCGCCCCCUGGCAAAUCACGUGGGGCUCGGCCUUCCACGCCUUCGCCCAACCGUUCAGCGUGCCCCACUCGGCCAUGCUCUUCCUGCAGGCUGGCAUCUCUGCGCUGCUCUCGACGCCGCUCAAUCCGUUCCUGGGCAGCGCCAUCUUCCUCACCUCGUACGUGCGCCCGAUUAAGUUCUGGGAGCGGGACUACAACACGCGCCGCAUCGAUCACUCCAACACGCGGCUCAGCUCCCAGCUGGAGCGCGACCUGGGGGCGGACGACAACAACCUGAACAGCAUCUUCUAUGAGCAUCUCACCCGCUCCCUGCAGCACUCGCUCUGCGGGGACCUGCUCAUGGGUCGCUGGGGAAAUGUUAACCAAGGGGACUGCUUCGUGCUCGCUUCGGAUGAUCUCAACUGCUUGGUGCACAUCAUCGAACUGGGCAACGGCCUGUGCACUUUCCAGAUGCGCGGACUGGAGUUCCGGGGCACCUACUGCCAGCAGCGCGAGGUGGAGGCCAUCACCGAGGAUGUGGAGGACAACGAUGGCUGCUGCUGCUGCGAUCCUGGCCACCUGCCGCGCCUACUUAGCGCCAACGCCAUGUUCUCGACCCGCUGGCUGGCCUGGCAGGUGGUCGCCGCCCAGUACGUCAUCGAGGGCUACUCCAUAUCGGACAACCUGGCCAGCGCCACCCUCCAAGUGUUCGAGUACCGGAAGGUGCUCAUCACCUACUACAUCAAGAGCAUCAUCUACUAUGUGGUUAGGAAUCCCAAGCUGGAGCAGUGGCUCGCCUCGGGCCCCAUCCAGGAUGCGCUGCAGCACACGCUGGGGCGCCAGUUCGUGGACCUCGAUCCUGUUUUCAACUUCAAUCUGGACGAGGACUUUGACUUCCGCGCCGUCGGCAUCACGCGCUCUAGCUUCUGCUACGUGUACCUCAAGUGGAUCAACUACUGCGUGGACAUGCGGCGAGAUGCGGCUGCCUCCUCCUCCAUGGCGCCACCAGCCCCCCCGCCAAGCACACCAGCUGCCGCGCAUGCAGUCCCUCAGCCCCAACCGAAUUCAACGCCUGCCCACAAUGACUCGAAGAGCACGCCGAACCUCUCCUCCCAUGGGGGCUCUACCGGAACGGGCUCCGGCCAGUCCAAGUCGCAGUCCCAGCAGCAGCUGCGCAGCGGAGGAAGGACCCAAAAGUGUGCAAACCAAGACGGAGGUGGAGCUGGAGCCGCAGGCGGAGGACUAAGUGCCGCAGGAGGUGGUGCGGGAGCCGGAACAGGAGCGGGAGUGGCUGCUGGCGGGGAUCAGCUGAGUGGGUCGCACAGCUUUGCCAACAUCUCACGCCAGACUUCCGAAAGUGCGCCCGGCCUCGGAGGCUACGUCACCUACAGGGACCAGAAUGUGUUCGUCAAGCUGGCCAAGGCAACGACCACGAAUACAGUGACGCCAGGAACAGGAUUCCAGGGACCAGGAGGGGCCACGUCCAUCAUGACGACACCCAGCGGCAAGACGCUGCGCAAGGAGGAUUCAGUGACGACGGCAGAGAGGGAGAGGCCUGUCCCACUCAAGCUGAAGCUGGCCAGCGUGGGCAAGGACGCGCCGCUGGUGUCCCUGUGCCUGGCCUUGGGUCUGCUGGCCCGCCGCUCCUUGGCCACCGCCUCGCACAGCUCCAUGUCGGGGGUGGAGUUCUUUCUGCACGGUCUGCACGCACUGUUCAAGGGCGACUUUCGGAUCACGUCGCCGCGCGACGAGUGGGUCUUCGCGGACAUGGAGCUGCUCCACUCGGUGGUAGCGCCGGCAGUGAAGAUGGCGCUGAAGCUGCAGCAGGACCACAUCACGAACCCGGACGAGUUUCUCGACCCGCACGCCCUCUACGAGGCCAUCGACAACUGCUCCAAAGAGCUGGUGAUUUCCCACGAGGCUGAUCCCGUGUGGCGAAGUGCCGUGUUGCGGGGAGCCCCCAAUCUGCUAGCCCUGCGACACGUGAUGGAGGACGGCUCGGACGAGUACCGCAUUAUCCGCCUGACGAAGCGCUUCCUCAGCUUCCGCGUGAUCAAGCUGAACCGCGAGUGUGUCCGCGGUCUGUGGGCGGGCCAGCAGCAGGAGCUUAUCUACCUGCGCAACCGCAACCCGGAGCGGGGCAGCAUACAGAACGCCAAGCAGGCCCUGCGCAACAUCAUCAACUCAAGCUGCGACCAGCCCAUCGGCUAUCCCAUCUACGUGUCGCCGCUGACCACCUCCUACGCGGACACAAACGCCCAGCUCUGCCAGAUCAUUGGCGGGGCCAUCACGCUGGAAACCAUCCGGCAGACGGUCCUCGGCUGGUGGCACCGCAUCCGCGAGCGGUGCCGCCAGGGCUGCAGCUCGGGCUCGGCCCUGGAACAGAACUCUGCUCAGCAGCAGCCGCAGAAUCCCCUCCAGAUGGGGGCCACCUGCAACUUUGGGAGUGGCGGCAGCGUUGUGGGUGCCACCUCCACGGCCACUGCCGUAGGAGCAUCCACUGGAUCCGGAGUAGGUGUGAGUGUGGGUGUGGGUCUGGGUCUGGGUGUGGCUGCUCCUGGCACCGCCAGCAGCACGGGUGGCGAAUCCGGUGAGCUGGCGCCCGUCUUCAUCUCGGCCCCGCUCUACAACACCCUCACCGUGAACAGCUACUACGGCGUCCGUUCCAGCAACGUGCCCGGCUCCCUCGCCACCCACAACGGCAGCUACGUGAGCGACAGCCUGGCGGUGGUGCGCGGCGGCCUGGCCGUGAUGCCGGUCAAGCCCACCUCGACAACCCUCAUUGCGGGCCUGCUCAACCGGGAGCGCGACCAAGAAACGGCGGCGGCAGCCACUUCCAACACGGGCUCGGGCUCCACCAUCACCACCAGCCUCAGGGCCAGCAGCAGCAGUAGCGGAGUGCGCGGCAGGAGCCAGCUCCAGCAGGCGGGAAUGGGAACCAGCAGCAGCAGAGGCAGGGAUCACGAGCGAAGGGCCACCCUGCCUAUAGCCAGUGGUGAAGGACCAGGAGGAGGAUCAGAUUCGGGCAAGGAGCUGGCCAUGCCCUACACGCAGUUAGACCACGACCCGAGCCCUCGCAGCGGCAAACUGUCCUCUUCCUCGGGCAGCCUUGGACUUGGCGUGGGCCUGGCUAUAGGCAAUAUCAUAACCACGCCGGGAGACUAUCCGCGGAAGACGAAAGGCCCCAUCUGCCUCACCUCCGCUCCGCUGAGUGGCGAGCCGGGAACGGGACCUGGACCUGGACCUGGAUCUGGAGUGGGAGUAGGACCAGCAGCUGGAACGGGAACGGGAACAGGAACUGGGCCAUUGUCCGGAUCUGGGCCCACUAGGAAGCCGCGCAUAGAGAUCUUCAAGAAGGUCAUCAUAGUGGAUGAAACGGGGAUCUACGACUGCCUGGACGUCAUUGGUGCCGUCGUCUGGCCUAGCGAACUGAUGCGCAACAACGGAGGCCGCCUCUCGUGGAAGGACUGGGAGCCCAGUGCAGGGAUGGUGGGCCAUGUGGUCCAUUGCUGGGCGCCCAACCACAAGGAUGUGCGCUUCCGCUCACAUGUGAACCGCUGCGUGUACCUCGUCGAGAUCGGGGACCACUACGUGCCCGUUGAGGAGCUGGGCCUGCGGGAGUACAACCAGAUAAUGAGCAGCUCCGAUGAGAUGGCCAACUCGCGGCGCAGCUCCAUCCAGCGCGAGUUCCACGAGUACAACAUGCAGCUGAAGCUUUCCGGGCUCACCCCCAUUAUUGGAGGUCGGUCGUCGUCAGGCAAUGCAGGUGCAGUGGCAGGGGCAGGAGCAGGCGCAGGCGAGUCAGCCAGCAAAUCGCACAAGGCCAAGAUACGGGCCGUGAGCAGCAGCAGUUCUGAGGACGAGAGCACGCCCUCCGCAUCCGCCCGUGGACUGCCUGGCCUAGGUGCUAGGUCAGCGCCCGGACCCCACUCCGCCAUCGACUUGAUGAACUUCAACACCCUCCUGAGCAUGUGGAAGCUCAUGGCGGACAAAAGGAAGCAGGCGGCAGCUGCCGGCUCUGGCUCUGGGUCCACAGUCCCGGAUGAGUUCGAGGGAUUCGAUUAUGUUGGAGAGCUGUCCCCGGAACUGCUCCAGAAGCUGGACGAGGCUGCUGCGGCCCAGGAACAGGAGAAGCAGGAAGGACCCGACCAAGCCCAGCCCCAGGCGGAGGAGCAAGUGGUAGCUGGAACCGCGCAUGUGGAUGAAGAGGAGACAGAGCAGGAGAUGGAUGAACAUCCGGACAACCCUGAUUUGGAACUCGAUGAGCCGGAUGAGGUGCAACUGGAACUGCGACAGGAGGAGGUCUUUGUAGAAAAUCCAGAGGAGGAGAUGCCACCCAGUGGCACAACCCCACCCUCCCCACCUGUUUCUAGCCAUGUACCUCGACCUGUACCUGCCCCGGCCACUGACCCAGAAGUGGGAGAAGAAGAAAGCGAAGAAGAAUCCAAGAAUUCCACCAUACAAGUGGAGUCGGAGGACAAAGCUGAGAAGGAAAAGGGGAAGGAUGCGGCACAGCCGGAGGAGGCGAUGAGCGAUGAGACCGAGAUGGAGAACGAGAAGGGGAACGGGACAACAGUCUAAGGAACAAAGGAUCGUGGACACAUAUGACUAUAUAUCUAUAAAGAUUUGCAUUUGUUUGCCAAGCAGACGCACGGCACACAGAAGCUCCCUUAGAAACACACACAUGUA
Molecule: messenger RNA, 11481 nt
Organism: Drosophila persimilis
Lineage: Eukaryota; Metazoa; Arthropoda; Insecta; Diptera; Drosophilidae
Gene: pcx
Product: protein pecanex
Exons: 9
Coding region: 574-11373 (3599 amino acids)
Biological process (GO): endoplasmic reticulum organization
Cellular component (GO): endoplasmic reticulum; membrane
Source: RefSeq, a predicted model, not a curated record